Linum trigynum is the source of this 5284-nucleotide messenger RNA. The record is from the annotation of a GenBank genome assembly. NCBI's taxonomy places the organism in Eukaryota, Viridiplantae, Streptophyta, Magnoliopsida, Malpighiales, Linaceae.
CGCGUUCAUCUCACAAAAUUGACAAAUUAUGAAACACAAAAAAUCAAAAGAAAAACAUGUUUACUUCUGUUGUUUUCGUUGAUUUGAAGAGUUAAAAAAAUAAAGAUCUUGAAAUCUUGUUCGUCCUCUGCUGCUUCUGUUCUUGGCAAAAAACAAGCAAAUGUAAGUGGCGGCCGUCCUCGGCUAUUCCUAUUCUUGAGGUGAACUUGUCGAUCCGGAAUGGGGAAUCUGCAGCCCGACCCUGGAGAAGAAGCCACCGCCCGACCUUGAAGCUGAAGACGCAGCUUCUACUAGCCCACAGGCCCCUGAAAUGAAGUCGUCUCGAUUUCCCCUGUCUCACCAAUCACCAUUGCAGCAAAGAGAGAAAAAGAAGGGGAUUAGGAGUGGGAUCUGAAUUAGAAAGAAAAGGAAGGGGAUUUCGAGUGGGAUCUGAAUUGGAAAGAAAAAGACAGGGAUUUUAGGAUCCUACCGCCGGUGAAUUCGAGUUUGGCGGUGGAAUGAUGAGAGAGAGAUGCAGAGGUGGCAAGUCUGAGAUGAUAGAGGGGAGGCCACAGGCGAUGGGUCGUGAAAUGGAGAAGAAGACGAAGAAGAAGAAAGGGCGCCGCUGGGAAACAGAAAGGAAAAAAAGCUUUUAAUGAAAAUAUAUAAAAAAAAACCGUGUGCAACAAAUAGGAGAAACACAUCCAAAGCAAUCUUUUGUUGUUUCUUUAAUUUUGGUCUGGUUGUGUAAAUCUGUGGUCACAACAAAAAUUAGGGGUCGUUUGCUUGUUGGAUUUGAAAAAUGAGGAUUUUGGCCAAUAAAAACCUUGGGAUUUAUGUUGGAUUUAUUGGAUUAUGGAUUUGAAGAGUCUAAUGUUUGCAUGAUAGAUUUGAUGAUGGAUUUGUGGUGGAUUUGUUAAAUAAAUAACUAACCAUCAAAGAUUUGCAAAUUCCAAAUCAAUAUGUGGGAUUUACAAGUCCGUGGGGUCCAUAGAUUUGGUUCCAAAAUAAAGACCAAAUCCGUGGACCCCACGAAUUUAGCACCCUUCAACAAACAAUGAACUUAUGUUAAAUCCAUCAAACUUAGGAUUUGGGUACCAUAUCCAUGACCCAAAUCCAACAAGCAAACGACCCCUAAAAACUCAAUUAAACAUUUUUUUUUUCUUGAUUUCUACAAUUUUAAAAAACUCAACAGAAAGCAGAAACAAACAACAAUACUAAAACGGGGCCAUAGGCUAGCUGAUUUUGUACGCUGGGACCAUGUUGUAGAGAUUAAGAAGUACGGUGACCAGAAGGCAAACAGCGGUAAGUGAAGGGUGAACCAACAAAUGAAGCCGCAAGAGAUGUCGUCUGACGUCCGGCUCGUUGUCGUUUUGACGUGGGAUUUUGUUUUGCGCUUUGCAGGGGUUUAAGGUUAGAAAGGCCGAAAGUAGAGAAGUGAGGGAGAAGUGUUUGAGGGCAAAAGGAGAUUUUCGAUUUUCAUGACUGUCUGAGCAUCAGAAAGGCCGAAAGGGGAAAGAGUAGAGAAGUAGAACAGCUCGAGUGACUGAGCCAGCUGCGUCCGUCGCCGUCUCCUGGUUGGUCCACCGUGUCUGCUGGCAGUUUGCUGCUGAAAAAAAAAAAAAAAAAGCAGCCCGAAAGGAACCCAUUUCGGAACUGGUUGAGUGGUUUAGUAGUCGUUCCAUCUUGCGUUCUCAUUACUGGGGGUAACGUUGCUUAAAUUUUGGUUCUUCUCUGUUUCCGCUGAAUAGAAUAGCUUAUAGGGUGAUUGUUGCUGUGAAUUGUGAUGUUGUGAACUGUUUGAGCAAUUACGAAAGCUCAGCAUUUCAUUGUCUCUGUGUGUACUAUGCUGAAAUUUGAGGAAUCAGUAGCUUCGGGCUUCUGAGUGGUAUCUCUUGAAUUAAUCGGUGAAAGAACCGUAGCUGCUGUAGUUCUUAGGUGGGUUUACCUUGUGUGUUACCGUUCGAUGAGUUUGAAGGCUAUGAUGGUUCUUGCGUGUUCUUUGUUUAUGGUUGCAUCUGUUUUGUGUCAUGGGAGUUGGGAAAUGGAACUCUUUCGUCUCACGGAAUUGGUUCUUUUUGUAUGUCAUCGAUCACAGGCGAAAAGGGAGGGAGACGGAGGCUGAUAGGUUCGAGUUGGAGUUAUUAAAAGGCUCUUUUCGAAAACCUGAUUCUGGAAUUGCUGAGUCUUGUCACGUCGAGCUGAUGGGGUCUCUGGUUCAAACAUCCAAUUUCCCACUCAUUCCUCGGUUUCGCACUUCACAUCGCAUCCUUGAGGAAGCUCGAGUUCAAUGUCGUUCAGGCGUGAGGUGUCGUUUGGUGGAGCCACUGAAGUUUGAGAAUGGGAAACCCUCCACCCCAGCCCUUCCGGCUGGCAAAGAUCCAAGCUUCUUAGCCAGGCCUCAACUAGGCAACAUUGUCUCUAGAAAGAAUGACACUAGGCUGCGGAUAUUCUCUGGCACAGCUAAUCCUUCUCUCUCUCAGGAAAUCGCAUGCUACAUGGGUUUGGAACUGGGAAAAAUUAACAUAAAGCGUUUUGCUGACGGCGAGAUCUAUGUCCAACUGCAAGAGAGUGUACGAGGCUGUGAUGUAUAUCUUGUGCAGCCCACUUGUCCUCCUGCAAAUGAGAAUCUUAUGGAGUUAUUGAUAAUGAUUGACGCUUGUCGGAGGGCAUCAGCCAAAAAUAUAACUGCAGUGAUUCCAUAUUUUGGUUAUGCUAGAGCUGAUAGAAAGACUCAAGGGCGUGAAUCCAUAGCUGCCAAACUUGUGGCAAAUUUGAUUACAGAAGCAGGUGCUAACCGUGUUCUUGCUUGUGAUCUUCAUUCUGGGCAGUCCAUGGGUUAUUUUGACAUCCCUGUGGACCAUGUAUAUGGUCAGCCAGUGGUACUAGAUUACCUUGCUAGCAAGAGAGUUUGUUCUGAUGACUUGGUGGUGGUAUCCCCUGAUGUUGGUGGUGUAGCAAGGGCACGUGCUUUCGCCAAGAAAUUAUCAGAUGCACCCCUCGCCAUCGUAGAUAAAAGGCGGCAUGGACACAAUGUUGCAGAGGUGAUGAACUUGAUAGGCGAUGUUAAGGGAAAAGUUGCAGUUAUGGUGGAUGACAUGAUUGAUACCGCAGGGACUAUAAGUAAAGGUGCAGCUCUAUUACACCAAGAGGGAGCAAGGGAGGUAUAUGCCUGCACUACACAUGCUGUUUUCAGUCCACCUGCAAUCGAGAGGUUGUCGAGUGGUCUUUUCCAAGAGGUUAUCAUCACAAACACGAUCCCGGUGUUGGAGAAGAACUAUUUCCCUCAGCUCACUGUCUUGUCGGUGGCAAACCUCCUGGGAGAGACCAUCUGGCGAGUGCACGAUGAUUGCUCGGGUGGUUUUGAACCCUAUUCGAGCCUGGGCAUCGACUGACCGGAUCAAUCGAUAACGGUGCGGUGACAUACAUUGCUUUGCCCAUACUGUCUUCCAAGAGUAGAGAAGCUGCAAGCAGCUUCGUAUGCUGCUGAGAACUGAAUGGAAUGGUGGUUGAAAAUGGACUAGCGCCUGUAGCCUUGUUUUGGUUUAUGUGAUGUUGCCCCUUAGGCUGCACAGAGAGGCAACGGAAAGGAAGUGUUGUCUCUUGUAAGUUGUAACUUGUAACUUGUAACCAUGAAAGCUACAGUGAGGAGUGAGGUGUGUUUGUUUGUUGUACUAUCAUCACCAAACCAUAAAUGGAAGUGUAUAAACAAGGUAUGACAUGUAGUCCCAUAGAUGAGCAGAGAAUCAGUUCAUCUCAAUUUAAUAUUGAAUCUUAUAUCAUAUAUCUCAAUGUAGUUAAAAUUGUAGUUUAUGCUUUUACGCUUUGUAGGUCAUCUAAAUGCUAAUAGAUAGAAUCGUGGUUUUUCUGUGAUUUGUGCAAUAAUGUAGUCAAUAUCGUGGUUUGAAAUUUACAUCUAAAAAUACCUUUAAGCGUUUUCCCAAACUGCCAUGUUGGGAUUCAAAAUCUUUUACCGUACACUCUUCCACGUCAUCACUUUAACUCUCCUUCUCUCAUCAGAAUUUCGUCCCUCUUUCCUCUCCCCCAAUCUUAUCUCUUCUUUUACGUGUGUAUAACUGUAUAUAUAUAUAUAUAUAUAUAUAUAUAUAUAUAUAUAUAUUAUAUAUAUAUAUUAUAUUUUGCAAUACCUAAAGCAGUUAGAGAAAAAAGCUCCUCCACGUCAGCGUUGAAAGCCUACCCGCAACCUUCGGAAAUAGAUUUAUUUUUCCUUUUUAAAUUUUGUUUUGGGUGUUUUUAUACGCUGGAGACUGGAGUGGAAUAACAUUUGUGCUUUCUGAUUUUCUCUCUUCUUCUUCUCUUCGACCCCGGACAGAUUCUCAGUUUCUCACAAGCCGAAAAUCUCCAACUCAAACUUGGAAGUGGACUCGGAUUCAGGAUUGGAUUUGGAGCAUAUUGGUUCUCCAUGAGACGGUGGGAAGCGACGUGACACUGAAAUGCCCGGCGACGAACAUCAGAUGUCUCGCUGCACCUUUACUCCGUUGUCGCCGGCUUAGGCCAUGAACGAGAACGAUGGCAAAGACAAAACAAAAUGAACAACGUUAAGGAAGCAGGCGGUACCGAAGAUGCCUCUGCAACCUACGACCACUUCCCCCAAUAUGCUUUUUCCAUCCACAUAUGGCGGGGUUAUUGCUUUGCGAAACUGCGCCACCGAGUCGCCUGGCCUUCUUUACCCGUCCCAAUUCGUCUCAAGCAAAAUCGCAUAUUCACACCAUUAACUCUGCAAAUUACAGGUUAGUCACCAACCACUUUACAACGUUCAAAUUACACUCCCCGUUACGUUGCCAAGAAGAAUAUGAGAGUUUGGAAUUUGGAUGCGAAAGCUCUGCUUCUGCUUUGCCAUGUUAGUUAGUCUGGGUAUUUGUGGGUAGUACAAUUUUGGAUUUUGAAUUUAUUGUUCCUUAAGAUGGAUUGAUUGAAACUUAUUAAUGGACGCGGAUUGUGAAGGAAUUAAUUUUUUUUUUAUGAUAAUCUUUUUGUUGAGUUGAUUUCUGAAUCUUGCUCAUCCCUGUUUCACAUUCACAUGGCAAAUACAUACCACCAUUCACCAAGUGAGGCUGCCUCUACAUCACCCUUCACCACUGCUGAUGAAUGUGAAAAAAGGAACUAUAACUCGCAAUCAACAUAUCAGACAACAAUGCUAUGCUACAACGUAAGGCUACAACACGAAUUAAAACAACGAAACCGUUAAGAAUGUAAGAUCCAAGAAGUGGAAAGUACUAAAGUUCUCAAAUAUAGGUUGAUUUGACGUACACAUCAACAGUUGCAAUAGAAUGUUGCAACUUGC